Thermothelomyces thermophilus ATCC 42464 is the source of this 695-nucleotide messenger RNA. RefSeq lists its product as uncharacterized. The record is from RefSeq and is a predicted model, not a curated record. The transcript has a single exon. Bases 348 to 515 code for a protein of 55 amino acids. NCBI's taxonomy places the organism in Eukaryota, Fungi, Ascomycota, Sordariomycetes, Sordariales, Chaetomiaceae.
GCAGGUCAGUGCUGACAAUGGUUUUCUGGGCAGAUCUGUGACUCGUUCAAGGCUGCUCCGUAAAACACAUGAUUUAUAGCUAAGAUUCCAUAACCAGAAAGUAAUCCGUACCUGAGUCAUGUUCCCCUGGCGGACAUGGCACGAAUGCUGGCUCACCGGCCCAGGAUCUUCUCCGCCAGUGUGUUUGCGGCUCUCGGUUUUUCAUCAAAGACGGUGAGCCUUCCAUAUCUCUAUCACUUUUUUUCCCUAACAGUUGCGCGUCAUGUCUUAGGAUAGCGAGAUUUAAAUCCCAUAUAACAAUAACCUCGAAUCAUCCGAGGACGAGGCUCGAGGGGAAGAACAAGGCGAUGUUUCUAGAGUUCCUGAGAGGCACGCUGCAGUGGCGUCCUGAGAACUGGAAGACAGCAAAGGAGCUUUCCGACGACCCGUGGCUCAGUAGCUGGCUGGCAACCCACCAUUGCUACGGAGUGAUCCGCGUACCUCGAUCACCUGCUCUUGCCAGUCGGAAAGUAUAACAGAACUAAAGGUCAAAAAUAAGGUUUCUGAGGCGUCAGAACGUAGAGCGCUACCGCUCCCGGCUCACUCCUGCCUCCCGCCCCUUCCCCCCUCCCCAACGUCCUCGACCAAUGUCUUGUUCAACACCUCCAUCUCCCCAAACAAGGCGGGAGCGGGCCCGCGCCGUGCGUUGCUGAUCC